Photinus pyralis (common eastern firefly) is the source of this 1384-nucleotide messenger RNA. Its product is annotated as pickpocket protein 28-like. The coding region runs from base 2 to 1366 and encodes 454 amino acids. NCBI's taxonomy places the organism in Eukaryota, Metazoa, Arthropoda, Insecta, Coleoptera, Lampyridae. The record is from RefSeq and is a predicted model, not a curated record. Gene Ontology annotation, biological process: sodium ion transmembrane transport. Gene Ontology annotation, cellular component: membrane. The transcript has 8 exons. Gene Ontology annotation, molecular function: ligand-gated sodium channel activity.
AAUGUAUUCAAAAAGAGAAAAUUUGAGCGUUUGGAAACGUACUAAAUCGCAUUUUUUAUGUUGUGCUAGAAUAAGCUCGGUUCAUGGAGUUGCACAUAUUGUCAGACCGAAUGUAAGUCCGUUUGAAAGAGUAUUAUGGGCUUUGCUAGUUUUGUCCGCAGUAGGAUGGAGUAUUACGCUGGGUUUGGAAGCUCUGGAUCAUUAUCAGACGAGGCCUACAGUUAUUAGCGUUGAAAGAGAUCAUUGGAACUGGAACGUAACGUUCCCUUCAACUACAAUAUGUUUUGAUGCGUUACAUACUCAGAGUGUUGACAAGAUAAUCAGAGAAUUAAAUAUUACUGACAAAAAAGAACGAUCGAAAUUCCCAGAGUUUUUGGAGGUUCUGGCAUUUGGGAAAUUUGAGAACUAUUCGGCUUUUGCAAACUAUUCGAGCGAUUCUAUUUAUUUCCAAGUUGAUAAGUACGUAGAAUGGGUUGUAAAUUCAAGGGCCCCUUUUGAUCCAAAUCAAUUUACGCAAAAGUUUGGAGAAGUACGAGAAUUUGUAAUGACCCUCUCUGAGCAUGGAUUAUGUUACACGUAUAAUUCGGAGAUUGCGGUGUAUAAUUCCUAUGAAUAUUGGUUAAAUAAUACUUUGGAAUUAGUACCAACCCCACCUGCACUAAUGGUCAAUCCAAGCAUAUCAAAGCCUGCUGCAAUACUAAUGGAAUUGACCGCCGGUUACAAAAUAUUCUUUCAUGGAUAUAACGAAUUACCUGAUUAUUAUUCAACGCCUAUAAAUAUCCCGGCAGCCACGGCUUCUAAAUUUCAGUUAACACUCUCAGACCUUUCCACAUCUCCAGAAGUAAAAGACUUGCAGGUAAGCCAGAGGCAUUGCAGGCUAACCAGUGAAGGAAACUUACAAUACACUCCCGUCUAUAGUCAUCAUUUAUGCUUCAUGGAAUGCCGGAUGAAAGUUUAUUUACGCGUUUGUAAUUGCACACCGUACUAUUUCAGGAGACUAGGGCCCGAUCCCAUUUGUAACCCAGCUGGAAUGAACUGCUUAUUUAAAAAUUUAGAGGAAAUAGAGGCGUUGGGCAUAUCAAGCUGUCAUGGUUGUGACACAAACUGUGAUGAAUAUGUCUUCACAAUUGACUCGGUUGAGACCACUGAUUGGUUUUUGGGAACCAAUGUUGAAUGGGAUCUGAUAAAGUACCCCGAAAUUCGUUACAAGAGGAGUCUAAUCUUUAGUGGAAGCAAUCUAAUAGUUCAGUUUGGAGGAGCAACUGGUCUUCUUUUGGGUGCAAGUGUUUUGAGCCUAGCUGAAAUAGUAUUUUUCGUGACUUUGCGCUUUUGUUGGUGCGUAUUUGGAAAAAGGCAGGUUGACUAAUUUAAGUUUAGAAAUGUA